This is a messenger RNA of Lindgomyces ingoldianus, 267 nucleotides long. RefSeq lists its product as uncharacterized. The transcript has 2 exons. The record is from RefSeq and is a predicted model, not a curated record. Lineage: Eukaryota; Fungi; Ascomycota; Dothideomycetes; Pleosporales; Lindgomycetaceae. Bases 1 to 267 code for a protein of 88 amino acids.
AUGCUGAGUAGUCGAUUGGUCUUUUAUAUGCGAGCGCUUCGAGUAGCAGCAGAUGCUUUGUACCUAGGAAUAUCCGCUCAUGUAUCCUCCAACAAUCUGCGUAUAACAAUACAUGGGGAUGCAAGAACUGGUGGCUAUGUAGCCGCCUGUCGACCCUGCAUAUUUGUUAUCUCAGCUAGCUCAGACGUGAGGAGAGAACUGAGGACGCACAAACCAUGCAUAUUGCUACUCCAAAUAGAGUAUGGCCUGGGGGUUAGCAGUUUCUGA